Messenger RNA from Mesocricetus auratus (golden hamster), 927 nucleotides. It is a transcript of the gene Dbndd2, whose product is annotated as dysbindin domain containing 2. The coding region runs from base 1 to 477 and encodes 158 amino acids. Lineage: Eukaryota; Metazoa; Chordata; Mammalia; Rodentia; Cricetidae. Gene Ontology annotation, cellular component: cytoplasm. Gene Ontology annotation, biological process: negative regulation of protein kinase activity. The record is from RefSeq and is a predicted model, not a curated record. The transcript has 3 exons.
AUGGACCCAAACCCACGAGCAGCCCUGGAGCGCCAGCAGCUGCGUCUCAGGGAGCGGCAGAAAUUCUUCGAGGACAUUUUACAGCCAGAGACUGAGUUUGUUUUCCCCCUAUCUCAUCUGCAUCUGGAGUCUCAAAGACCCCCCAUAGGUAGCAUCUCGUCCAUGGAGGUGAACGUGGACACACUGGAGCAGGUGGAGCUUAUUGACCUCGCCGAUCAGGAUGGAGCAGAUGUGUUCUUGCCGUGCGAGGACUCUCUGCCAACUCCCCAGAUGUCUGGAGUGGAUAACCAUCCAGAGGAACUGAGCCUGCCGGUACCCACGCCAGACAGGACCUCAUCCCGAACUUCUUCCUUGUCCUCUGACUCGUCCAACCUGCGCAGUCCAAACCCAAGUGAUGGGGGAGCAGACACGCCCUUGGCACAGUCUGAUGAGGAGGAUGGGGAUGAUGGAGGGGCAGAGCCUGGACACUGCAGCUAGCACUGGGCCUCUUGAAGACUGACCGAUCUGCCUGUUCUCCUUAGAGAGGAGACUCCAGGCCCAGCAGAGCACUCUGGCGAAGACCUGACACUUUACUUGCCAUCAGCACCAAAGUGAGAAAGGAUGGGGGAUGGUGUACCUGAGAACUAGUCUUCCCCGCUUUCUGCUAACUUUCUCCCGCUGCAGCCUUCCCACCAGUGUCUUUCUGAGGUAGGACUUCCAAAUAAGAAACUGGAAGAUGAGGUAGGACAAGAUGCCAUUGCUUUCUUAGUACCCUUCCUGCCCCCAAAUGACCCUCUAGUCUUCUGCCAGAGUCUCCUAAGUCAGUGUCUGAGGGGAAGUUCUGAGGAGUUCCACUUGGCACUCUGUGAGGUUGUACUGCUGUAAUCCUGCCUCUUUAAGUCCUUUUUGGAACAGGACAUAGUAUAAAUAAUAAACUAUAAUAUACCA